AUGUCGGCGUCUCGUAUUUUUGACACCAUGAAUGAAUGUCUGACCUUGAUACAAUCGGAUUCCCCUGAAGCUCAGGAGAAAGGUCUUCAAACUCUGGCUGCAAUAACCAAGGUCAGUCCUCAAAACAGAACCUGGGUUGCUCAAACAGAAGGAGUAAUCCCAACAUUAGCUACACUGACAAAUGCUUCCUCCCCCAUUCUCCAAACCCUUUCCUUGUUGAUCCUCUUUAACCUUUCCCUCAAUCCUGAUCUAAAGCAAUCCCUAGCAGACAUGGACACAAUUCACUACCUAAACUCCCUUAUUACCUCAUCAACUUCUCAUGAUUCCUGCAAAUUAGCCUCCUCAUUGGUUUGCAGCUUGGCCAUGCUUGAUAAAAACAAGGCCAAAUUUGGGGUAGCGGGCACUGUUCAGUUGGUGGUGAUGGCUAUUAAGAAAAUUGAAAGCUCUGUUGACUCUGAAUCUGAUAUCCAUCACCUUUUGAGUUCUUUGGCUGAGCUUGUUCUGUUCCACGGGAACUGCACUUUGGCUGUGAGAGCCGGGGCAGUUCCAGUGCUCCUUCAACUAGUUCAGGGAGCUGAUAAUGAGGACUUGGUUGGGACGUCUCUCACUGUUCUUGGUCUCCUUACAAGGUUUGAUGAAGGGUUGAAUGCACUGAAGAAAACUAAUCAGAUAAUUGGUUCAAUGUUAAGUGUGUUGAAAGGGAGGUCCUUGUUGAGUAAGGAAGGUGCAGCUGAUAUCCUUCUUCGCCUUUUUGAUGACAGUGAAGAAUGUGUUGCAGAGGCUCUGAUGUUACCUGAAUUCUCAACUGUUAUAGCUAAUCUUUCUGUGAGGGGCUCGGCGAGGGUUCGGGACAAGGCUGAUUUGCUAAUGAAGAAGAUUGCAAAGGUGAGCUUAGAUGCUAACAUGGAAGCUAGCUCCUUGUACGUUUAG
Messenger RNA from Lotus japonicus, 930 nucleotides. RefSeq names its product U-box domain-containing protein 11-like. Bases 1 to 930 code for a protein of 309 amino acids. The record is from RefSeq and is a predicted model, not a curated record. The transcript has a single exon. Gene Ontology annotation, cellular component: nucleus; cytoplasm. Lineage: Eukaryota; Viridiplantae; Streptophyta; Magnoliopsida; Fabales; Fabaceae.